AUGUGGUGUUGCCAAGAGUUAUCUGCCAUCACCUCUCAGCCAAUCACAUACCCCCUGCCUCUACUAGAAACCUCAUCAGCUGCUAGAGGCGAGGAUCUCAAAGUCACGGUUGAAAUCAACAACCGCUCAAGUCGUUCGGUGAAGCCCAAAUUCGUACUGUACGAGAAGAGGAGCUUCUUCGCCCAGGGUCGCAGGAGACUUCACACCACUGAGAUCCUUAAGGAGAAGGGUGAGGCCCUCGAAUCCUCCAACAAGGAGACUGUGACCAAGGUGAUCACCAUCCCCAGGGAACUGCCUCCCUCCAUCAUGAACUGCUCCAUCAUUAAGCUGGAGUACAGGCUGAAGGUCUACCUCGAUCAAAAUCCCUGUUGUCAUCCUGCCCUCCUCCAAGGCUCUUGGUGUGAAACAACCACCUCCUUCUGCUGGCUUUGGAUUUGA
Messenger RNA from Acanthopagrus latus (yellowfin seabream), 438 nucleotides. RefSeq names its product arrestin domain-containing protein 3-like. The coding region runs from base 1 to 438 and encodes 145 amino acids. The transcript is spliced from 3 exons. The record is from RefSeq and is a predicted model, not a curated record. NCBI's taxonomy places the organism in Eukaryota, Metazoa, Chordata, Actinopteri, Spariformes, Sparidae.